Molecule: messenger RNA, 3598 nt
Organism: Mangifera indica (mango)
Lineage: Eukaryota; Viridiplantae; Streptophyta; Magnoliopsida; Sapindales; Anacardiaceae
Product: protein argonaute 1-like
Exons: 21
Coding region: 149-3406 (1085 amino acids)
Biological process (GO): regulatory ncRNA-mediated post-transcriptional gene silencing
Cellular component (GO): cytoplasm
Molecular function (GO): RNA binding; protein binding
Source: RefSeq, a predicted model, not a curated record
CUUCUCUGCUCACUAUAUCUAUUGUCUCUCUCAUACUAAAGGACACAUUUUUUUCUGAGUAAUUGGGUUCCGUUGCCGGUGGUCGGCUUUCGCUUUGCUGUAUUUUGUACCGGUUGUUUUCUGUUACCGGUUUCAAGUGGUUAUCAUUAUGGUGAGGAAGAGAAGGACCGAACUCCCUUCUAGUGGUGGUGAGAGCUCCCAGUCCCAAGAAGCGAGUGCAGGCAGUGGUCGUGGCUCUCAAAGGCUGACGGAAAGGAGUGCUCCACCACAGCAGGGUGGAGGUGGGGGAUUUCAAGGUGGUGGAAGAGGCUGGGGUUCUCAAUCUCAGCAAGGAGGUCGUGGAGGUUAUGGUGGUGGCCGUGGUCGUGGACCCCCACAACAGCAACAAUACGGUGCACCCCCUGAACAACAAGGCAGGGGAAGGGGAGGACAAGCCCAGCAAGGAGGUCGUGGUGGGCGAGGAGGACCUUCUGGUGGGCCAUCCAGAUCACCACAGUUUCCCGAGCUGCACCAAGCAACCCCGGCUCCUUAUACGCCUGGGGUGACCUCUCAGCCAAUGCCAUCUGAGGCCAGUUCAUCUCGGUCGUUUGAGCCAACACAAGUCACUCAGCAGUUUCAGCAAUUAACAGUUCAGCAGGAAGCUUCUUCUAGCCAACCAAGUCAAGCUGUGCCACUGCCAACCUCAAGUAAAUCUAUGAGUUUCCCACUUAGGCCUGGCAGGGGAAUUUCUGGCAUUAGGUGUAUUGUCAAGGCUAAUCACUUUUUUGCUGAACUACCUGAUAAGGAUUUACAUCAAUAUGAUGUUACCAUUAAUCCAGAGGUUACUUCUCGUGGAGUGAACCGUGCUGUAAUGGAGCAGCUCGUGAGAUUAUACAGAGAAUCCCAUCUUGGAAAGCGUCUUCCGGCGUAUGAUGGUCGGAAGAGCCUGUAUACUGCUGGGCCACUUCCAUUUAUCUCAAAGGAGUUUAAUAUCACUCUACUUGAUGAAGAUGAGGGACAAGGCGGGCAAAGGAGAGAGAGGGAAUUCAGAGUUGUGAUAAAAUUGGCUGCUCGUGCUGACCUACAUCAUUUAGGUCUCUUCUUGCAAGGGAGGCAACCUGAUGCACCUCAGGAAGCGCUGCAGGUUCUUGACAUUGUUCUGCGUGAAUUGCCUACUACUCGGUACUGUCCUGUGGGUCGGUCAUUUUAUUCACCAGAUCUAGGGCGAAGGCAGCUCUUGGGAGAGGGAUUGGAAAGCUGGCGUGGUUUCUACCAAAGUAUUCGUCCAACUCAGAUGGGACUGUCACUGAAUAUUGACAUGUCCUCCACUGCUUUCAUUGAGCCAUUGCCAGUGAUCGAAUUUGUACAACAGCUCCUGAAUAGAGAUGUUUCUGCUAGACCAUUGUCUGAUGCUGAUCGUGUGAAGAUAAAGAAGGCUCUUAGAGGAGUUAAGGUUGAAGUUACACAUCGGGGAAAUAUGCGUAGGAAGUAUCGUAUAUCUGGUUUGACAUCACAAGCAACAGGAGAGCUGACUUUUCCGGUUGAUGAUAGUGGCACCUUAAAAUCUGUUGUUGAAUACUUUUAUGAGACUUAUGGUUUCACGAUUAAACAUACGCAGUGGCCCUGCCUUCAAGUGGGAAAUCAGCAGAGACCUAAUUAUUUGCCUAUGGAGGUUUGCAAAAUUGUUGAGGGUCAGAGGUACUCCAAAAGGUUGAAUGAAAGGCAGAUUACUGCUUUGCUAAAGGUGACAUGUCAGCGUCCUAGUGAUAGGGAGCGUGAUAUUUUGGAGACCGUGAGACAUAAUGCGUAUCAUGAAGAUCCUUAUGCAAGGGAGUUUGGAAUCAAAAUUAGCGAGAAGCUUGCGUCAGUUGAAGCUCGCAUUCUGCCAGCACCUUGGCUGAAAUAUCAUGAUACUGGUAGAGAAAAGGAUUGCCUGCCUCAGGUUGGACAAUGGAACAUGAUGAAUAAGAAAAUGGUUAAUGGAGGAACGGUUAACCACUGGCUUUGCAUUAAUUUUUCACGCUCUGUUCAAGAUCAAGUAGCACGUGGCUUUUGUUAUGAGCUUGCCCAAAUGUGUUACAUUUCUGGCAUGGCAUUUGAGCCUGAGCCAGUACUUCCGGUGAUAAGUGCUCGUCCUGAACAGGUGGAGAGGGUCUUGAAAACACGGUACCAUGAUGCCAUGGCCAAACUGGGAUCUGGAAAGGAUCUUGACCUACUAAUUGUCAUUCUCCCUGAUAAUAAUGGCUCUCUUUAUGGUGAUUUGAAGCGUAUUUGUGAGACAGAUCUUGGUGUUGUUUCCCAGUGCUGUUUAACUAAGCAUGUCUUCAGGAUGAGUAAACAGUAUUUAGCUAAUGUGGCGUUGAAGAUAAAUGUGAAGGUUGGAGGAAGGAAUACUGUGCUUGUUGAUGCAAUAUCUAGGCGUAUACCUCUAGUCAGUGACCGACCUACUAUAAUUUUUGGGGCUGAUGUUACCCAUCCUCACCCCGGAGAGGAUUCUAGCCCAUCAAUUGCAGCUGUUGUGGCAUCACAAGAUUGGCCGGAGGUCACAAAAUAUGCAGGAUUGGUUUGUGCUCAAGCUCAUCGACAAGAGCUCAUCCAAGAUUUAUACAAGACAUGGCAGGAUCCUGUAAGAGGCACAGUUUCCGGAGGCAUGAUUAAGGAACUCCUUAUUUCUUUCCGCAGAGCAACUGGGCAGAAGCCACAGCGCAUUAUCUUUUACAGGCAUUUUCAUAGUUUCCUGCUGCUUUCUGUUUUGCUAUUACCUUUUCUUGCAAUAACUGCUGAUGUAAAGUUUAUUUGCAGGGAUGGUGUCAGUGAAGGGCAGUUCUAUCAAGUGUUGCUCUAUGAACUAGAUGCUAUUAGAAAGGCAUGUGCAUCCCUGGAACCAAACUAUCAGCCUCCUGUGACUUUUGUUGUGGUUCAGAAACGUCACCACACAAGGUUGUUCGCCAACAACCAUCAUGACCGCAAUACGGUUGACAGGAGUGGGAAUAUAUUGCCAGGCACUGUUGUGGACUCCAAAAUUUGUCACCCCACUGAAUUUGACUUUUACCUCUGUAGCCAUGCUGGAAUUCAGGGUACAAGCCGUCCAGCUCACUACCAUGUACUGUGGGAUGAGAACAAGUUCUCCGCUGAUGGACUCCAGUCCCUCACAAACAACCUGUGCUACACAUAUGCAAGGUGCACACGUUCUGUUUCAAUUGUUCCACCGGCAUACUAUGCGCAUCUUGCUGCAUUCCGAGCUCGAUUCUACAUGGAACCAGAGACAUCAGAUAGCGGUUCAAUGACAAGCGGCACUGCUGCUGGACGCGGAGGCAUGGGUGGAGGGGCAGCUGCAAGGAGCACUCGAGGACCCAGUCUUAAUGCUGCAGUUAGACCGCUUCCUGCACUGAAGGAGAAUGUCAAGAGGGUUAUGUUCUACUGUUAGGCGCUAUCAAAGACAUCAUUAAAAUAAGUAGACAUUUGCUAUGUUAAGGCUGUGAAAUGCCGAUUGAAAACUGGUUCUGAAACUCUGCUAUGUAUUUUGCUUUGUUGCUGGUGGGGAGCAAAGAUGUCCUAAUUAUUGACUUUGCUAUUUUGUUCUGGUAAAAUUUCCCAGGGUUGUUCCCAUUUGAAGUUC